Capra hircus (goat) is the source of this 1965-nucleotide messenger RNA. RefSeq names its product interleukin 20 receptor subunit alpha (gene IL20RA). Gene Ontology annotation, molecular function: interleukin-20 binding. The record is from RefSeq and is a predicted model, not a curated record. NCBI's taxonomy places the organism in Eukaryota, Metazoa, Chordata, Mammalia, Artiodactyla, Bovidae. The transcript has 8 exons. Bases 355 to 1866 code for a protein of 503 amino acids.
CCCAUGUGCGCCCCCGGACCCUCAGCGAGGGUGGCGGCCAGAGGAGCCCCGGCACCCGGCCUCCUUGCCCUGCUGUUCCUGCUGCUGAUGGCCGCGCCGACGGGACGGGCAGGUAAACUUUUAAAGGAAUCCGGAACGUCUGUACCAUACCCACAAGGCAGGAGGGACACAAACUCGACUCUAUCAACUCUCCAGGGACAGAAGUUUCACUAGGAAGUUCAUCAUUAUGGUUUGGCAGUCUGGUUUUGUUGGCCUAAUCCCCUGUCUUAUUCGUCACUGCAGAUAAAGAAUCCUGUUCCCUGUGUCUCUGGUGAUCUGCAUAAACCUACAAAUGUCACCUUCAUAUCCAUAAACAUGAAGAAUAUCCUACAGUGGAACCCCCCAGAAGGCUUGCAAGGCAUGGAAGUUAGUUAUACUGUGCAGUAUUUCAUCAGAUAUGGGCAAAAGAAAUGGCUGAAUAAAUCUGAAUGCAGAAAUAUCAGUAGGACCUACUGUGACCUCUCUGCUGAAACUUCUGACUAUGAACAUCAAUAUUAUGCUAAAGUUAAGGCCAUGUGGAGAACAAAUUGUUCCAAAUGGGCAGAAACUGGACGAUUCUAUCCUUUCUUAGAAACACAAAUUGGCCCACCAGAGGUUGCUUUGACUACUGAUGAGAAAUCCAUUUCUAUUGUUCUGACGGCUCCAAAGAAGUGGAAGAAAAAUCCAGAAGAAAGCUCUAUUUCCAUGCAACAAAUAUACUCUAAUCUGAAGUAUAAUGUGUCCAUAUAUAAUACUAAAUCCAAUAGAACGUGGUCCCAGUGUGUGACAAACCACACCCUGGUGUUCAGCUGGCUGGAGCCGGACACUCUGUACUGUGUACUUGUGGAGUCCUUUGUCCCAGGCCCUCCUCGCAUCACUCACCCUUCUGAGAGGCAGUGUGUCAGUACUCUAGAAGAUCAAACAACAGCAUUGGAGGUUAAAAUCAUCCUCUGGUAUGUUUUGCCCAUAUCUGUUACUGUGUUUAUUUUCUCUGUGAUGGGUUACUCCAUGUACAGAUAUAUCCAUGUCGGCAAAGAGAAACACCCAGCAAAUCUGGUUUUGAUUUAUGGAAAUGAAUUUGACAAAAGAUUUUUUGUACCUACUGAAAAAAUUGUGAUUAACUUCAUCACCCUCAAUAUUUUGGAGGAUUCUAAAACUUCUCCCAAGGAUAUAAGUGUAAUGGAAAAAAGCAGUGAUGCAUCAGACCUGAAUGAGCCCAUCGAGGACCAGGAAGCCCACUGGGAGGAUGUGGAGGUGGAACACCUGGGCUAUGUGUCACAUGUGAUGGACAUUGUGUAUGACUUUGAGAAAAGCUCCAAAGGGACUUCCUUAACCCAGCAAGAGCCACCCGGCAGAACAACGCCCAUGGUUAAAACAGUCAUUGAAUAUGAAUAUGAUGUAAGAAGUAGUGACAUUUCUGUGGGGCCUAGAGGACAGGAGUUCAAUUUGCAGGAGGAGGUGUCCCUACAAGGAAAGAUAUUUGAACAACAGGCAACUUUAGCAGACUUGGGUCCACAGACGCUGCUGUAUUCAUAUACCCCUCAGCUCAGAGGCUUGGACCACCUGCGGCAGGGGCAUGUGGACACAGAGGAGGCCCCAGAGGAGGAGCCAUCCACCACACUCGUUGACUGGGACCCUCAGACUGGCAAGCUGUGUAUACCGUCAUUACCCAGCUUUCAACAUGACCCAGAGGGAUGUGGGCAUCCUGAAUCUGAGGGGCUUGGGGAGGAGGGCCUCUUAUCUAGACUCUAUCAGGAUCGGGCUCCAGACAAGGCACCGGAAGAAAAUGGAGCCUAUCUCAUGCAAUUCAAGGAAGAAUGGGGAUUAUAUGUACAAAUGGAAGACUAACCCUCAAAUGGCCCUUUGCCAGACUUCUACUGUUACAAAAUAUGUCAGUGCAGAGAAGUGACCCAAUAAUAAAAUACCUGAGAUAGAAGUUUACUCAGA